AUGCAUAUUAAGCCAAGAGUGAAACUAGAGCCAGAGUUACUGCAGAAACUACGCAUAGAUCCUGGCGGCAUUCGUGUGACGCAAAGUCGACGCUGGCAACGGAUUAUGGAUUUGCUAUUUGUGUAUACGAUUAUGUCUCUUAUGGUAGUCAAGGUCGCAGCCACAACAGCAUUAUAUCAACAGCAGCAACAGCAACAACUACAACAACAGCAGCAGCAACCACAAGCAGAACAGUUACUUAAUCACAUUGCAGAGCAAAGGGAGCUGGAGACAACGACGACGACGACGGCAGUGAGAACUGAAAGUGACAACGCAAGUGAGAGCGCAGCUCAAGCAGCGGAACGUGUAAGCAUCGAGAAGAUGCGUGCCAGAUUACAGCAAUUGCAGCACGAGCAGUUGCAGCAAUAUCAAAGCAGACAGCAGCUGAUGCAGCAAAUGCAGCUGCAGUUGCACGCAAAUGCGGGCACGCAUGCAGUAGCUGGCGAAACUGCCUACUUAUUGGAGCGUGCCGACGAUGUGGCGCCCAUUUAUGGCACAUGGCGCACGAAAGCGAGACGACCCCAGUCGCAGUUGCAGCUGCAACACGCCACAGCGACAGCGACGACGAGCCACUUGGACGAUAAUCAUCUGUACGAGCGUCUGCCCAGGCGCACCGUCACCAUGACACCCGAGCACGCAGCUCUGCGUGAGCAACUGCCACGCCCACCACGCCUAACAACACAGCGUCCCGGCACUGCGCUGCUGCGUCGUCAAUAUUCCGAAACGCCAGGCUCACUGGCGCUGCGUGAAGACUUCAAGCCCAAGCCGUUUCACUUUCCCUACGAUGGGCCGCUGCCCGAGCAGUUCAAGGAGCGGCCGCCUGCAGCAGCCUUGAACAACAUACAGGACAUACUACAAAAUCUGCAUCUAAAUGCUGCGCCCAGCAAGCUGCCGCAGCUGGUCAUGAUGCCCACUGGACUGCACAUAGCUGGCAGCUAUAAGAAUCUCAAGUCCAGCGGCAUUGCCAACUUCUUUCGGGGCAAGCGUAACAAGAAGCAAAUGCAGUUCAAUUUGCCCAUGAGCCUGCCCAUGUAUCCAGCGCUAAGUUUGCCCAUGGCUAUGCCACAUUAUGGCGCCACUGCACCACAUCAGCGUGUGGCUAUUGAACAGCUUUAUGCUUAUAAGCCGCGCUCGCCGCAGGACAUUAACUUGCUAGCCACAGGCUAUCAGCAGUCAGCCAAGCCAGUCAGCAACAAAAAGAAACACAAGCAGCAGCAACAGCAGCAGCAGCAGCAGCAACAGUACUACAACAACAUGUUGCUGGAGCAUGGCACGCAGCAACAUUUGGUUAGCGAUGCUUUUAUGCAAAGCUAUCCAGCGCUGCUGGCAUUGAAUGCUACGCGUGCUCCAGCGCUGCAACACAAGCGUGUACCCUUCAAGCUCAAUUUGGAUAUUUAUCCAGUGCUGCCACCUUCGCGUCCCACUUCAGUGCUGCGCAAUCCUUUUCAACCCGAGGCUGUUUACCAAACUCCCUUUCAAUUUCCCACACAAGCGCCCAGUCAUUUGCCCCUAAGCUUUCCCGAUCAGGCUACGCGCUAUAGCCAACAGCAAGCUAUAUAUCAAUCCCAUUCACAGCAGCAGCAGCAGCAGCAGCAGCAGCCGCCGCCGCCGCCUCCCAUGCAAACUCAUUUCAAUCCCGAGGACUGCAUCUAUGGCAGCAAACCUAAAGCAAUUGCUCAAAGCAGCAGCAACAUCAAUCACAACAACAACAAUCAAUUAGCUGUAGAUCAACACUCCAAUCAAAUUAUGUUGCAUCUAAAUGUUUUCCCCAAACAAAAGCCCACACCAGCAAUGCGUGCAACCACCAAUCCCUUCUACAAUCACAACUACAACAAUCAGCAACGUCAGAGUGACUCCACGCUGCCCAAGCCGCCCAGCCCCGCAGCCAUUGAACCACGUCAGGCGCCGCCAAACAACAACAACACAGUUAGCAACUCCGCUUCCGUUCAAAAUCAAACUGUUGCUGCUGCUGCUGCACAACGUUCGAUUUCACGCAGCGAUAAUUUAUCGCUUAUUGACUUUGAGCAUCCCAUUGUAGCCGCGGAGCUGCCACAGCUGCCACAGCCUGCGGCACUAACUGGCUACAACUAUCAACCAGAAGUGCAGCAUUAUCGCUAUCCCAAGCAUAUUGAUCAGCUGGCGGCUGAGGCGCAGACAGCUUCGCUGUUUCGUUUUCCCGUUGAAGAUCUAAUACAAUUUCAGGUGGAUGAUGCGCUCUAA
Molecule: messenger RNA, 2259 nt
Organism: Drosophila busckii
Lineage: Eukaryota; Metazoa; Arthropoda; Insecta; Diptera; Drosophilidae
Product: transcription factor SPT20 homolog
Exons: 3
Coding region: 1-2259 (752 amino acids)
Source: RefSeq, a predicted model, not a curated record